This is a messenger RNA of Liolophura sinensis, 576 nucleotides long. RefSeq names its product sarcoplasmic calcium-binding protein-like. The transcript has a single exon. The record is from RefSeq and is a predicted model, not a curated record. Lineage: Eukaryota; Metazoa; Mollusca; Polyplacophora; Chitonida; Chitonidae. Gene Ontology annotation, molecular function: calcium ion binding. Bases 1 to 576 code for a protein of 191 amino acids.
AUGGCACAAAUGUCUACGCAGGCGUCUACUGGCAUCAGCGACUAUCGUAUCAACAAAAUCAGAUCUUACUACAGGUUUCUCGACGUUAAUGAUGAUGGAUUUAUUACUAAAGAAGAUCACGAAUUGGCGUUGAAGAAUAUGACUGAGCUUUGCAAUGCCACUCCUAAGGAUGUUGAAGACAUGGCAAGAACCUUAACAUGCUGGUGGGAAUAUUAUCGUGGUGGGAAGGAAAAUGUUACUAAAGUUCCCAUUCCAGAAGUUGUUCAGCGCGCCAUAGCCUUCUGCACUACUAAAAACCUCACAGAAGCACAAAACAAAACUCGAGCAGAUUUUGGACAGAUGUUUGACGUUGUAGACCGCAACAAAGACGGAUCUAUCACAGAAGAAGAGCUACGUAUUUAUUACAAAUCGUACGGAGUCCAUGACGAAGAUUUUAUCAACGCUGUUUUCAAAAGAAUGGAUGAGGACAGAGAUGGACUGAUAUCACGUGAAGAGUAUGUGAAGGCUCAUGUUGCCUUCUGGUACAGCGAUGAUCCUGAGAACGGAUGUGAGGCCCUGUAUGAUGUGCCCAAGUGA